This is a messenger RNA of Rhinolophus ferrumequinum (greater horseshoe bat), 835 nucleotides long. RefSeq names its product deleted in primary ciliary dyskinesia homolog (mouse) (gene DPCD). The record is from RefSeq and is a predicted model, not a curated record. NCBI's taxonomy places the organism in Eukaryota, Metazoa, Chordata, Mammalia, Chiroptera, Rhinolophidae.
AGCGGCUGGGCACGCGACUGGGCGGAGGGAAGAUGGCGGUGACAGGCUGGUUGGAGAGUCUGCGGGCGGCUGAGAAGACGGCGCUGCUGCAGGACGGGAGAAGGAAGGUGCACUAUUUGUUCCCGGACGGAAGAAUGGCCGAAGAAUAUGAUGAGAAGACGAGUGAACUCCUCGUGAGAAAGUGGCGUGUUAAAAGUGCCCUGGGAGCCUUGGGCCAGUGGCAGAUUGAGGUGGGAGAGCCAGCACCCCAUGGAGCAGGGAGCCUGGGGCGACUCAUCAAGGAGAACAAUGCCAAUCCCAUCUUCAUGCGCAAGGACACCAAGAUGAGUUUCCAGUGGCGGAUCCGAAACCUCGCCUACCCUAAAGAUGUCUAUAGUGUCUGUGUGGACCAGAAGGAGCGCUGUGUGGUUGUCAGAACAAGCAACAAAAAGUACUACAAGAAGUUCUCCAUUCCUGACCUGGACAGAUACCAGCUACCUCUGGAUGACUCUUUGCUGAGCUUUGCUUAUGCCAACUGCACCCUGAUCAUCUCCUACCAGAAGCCAAAGGAGGUCCUGCUGGCGGAGUCAGAGCUGCAGAAGGAGCUGAAGAAGGUAAAGAUGGCCCACAGCAGUGAUGGGGACUGCAAGACCCAGUAGUGGACCCGAGCCUGCACUUCCGGGGUGGCAAGUGGGUGAGGCUCUUCCUGUCAGCUGUGAGACUUCGAGGCCUGGGCCUUUCUGGCACAGGGCAGUCUCUUCUCUUCCAGGCUCUGAAAGAGCUGGGCCUUGGGGCCCUCCUGGCCCCCUGCAUCGUGGUCUGAUCUGAGUAAAGUCAUUCUGAGUCGCUGUAGGUA